Messenger RNA from Perkinsus marinus ATCC 50983, 219 nucleotides. RefSeq lists its product as hypothetical. Lineage: Eukaryota; Perkinsozoa; Perkinsida; Perkinsidae. The record is from RefSeq and is a predicted model, not a curated record. The transcript has 2 exons. The coding region runs from base 1 to 219 and encodes 72 amino acids.
AUGUACUGGAAGAGUCUCGGCAGUGACCCAGCUGGUAGCAAGGCAGCAGCAGGAACUGGAGUCCAGAAUUGUUGCUUCCGCAGAGGUAGGACAGCCUCACGGAGGGCACGGAGGACGAGCUUCGUUGGCGGUCGUCAGUACCCGACCGUGGACUACGACAACUACGGCCUGUCCAUGCUCAACAACGGCAUCCGAAUUAACGGGGCGGUGAGAACCUGA